UUCCUUCCAACUCUUUGAUUUACUCACGAAUUUGAACAUUUUUCUGGUUGGUUGUUUUUGGGGUAAGCUCAGAGAGAUGACUGAUGCUGUUGGGAUCUGCUCGAAGAGCUUUUAUAGCAGUCGCCAGACGCAGCUAAGGGCUCAAACAGCCACCAGCUUUGGUUUCGGCUGCUGGCGAGGUCGUCCACCUUGAGGCGCAUUGGACAGUCGACAUCGAACAGCCACUUCGGCGCUCGGGCACUUCGGCACUUCGGAGAUCUGCAGCAGCCAGAAAGCAUAAUCAGCAGAGAUCGGUUCGGCUCACGAUCUGAUCGGAGCCGAAGUCGGGUCAUGCCGGGGCGUACCGAAGGUCAGGCGAUGUUUUGAUUGGCGUUGGAGUUCGCGCGGAGUUUCGUUGGUUCUAUAAAAGCAGAGUUCGGAGCUCCCAAUCAGCAUCAGUUAUCCAUCGAAUCUUCUCGCGCAAACAAGCAGCAGUCACAGCUACCACAAAACCAUCUUCCAAUAUGUUCAAAUUCAUUGCCAUCGUUGCCCUCCUCGUCGCCUCUGUGAGCGCUGGCCUCAUCGAGACCCACCAUGUGGUGCAUGAGCCUGUCCUGGCCAAAGUGGGAACCGUGGUGCACUCUGCACCCUCUGCCGUCUCCCACCAGAGCAUCACCCAGGUGCACAGCAAGUCCUACAUCCAGCCCGUGGUUGCUCCCGUCCUGAAGACCACCAUCCACUCUUCUCCCGCCGUGGCUGUCCAUGCUGCUCCCGUCGUUCACUCCGUGCCCGUUGUCCACCACGCUGCUCCUGUCGUCCACACUCUUCACUCGGCUCCGCUGGUCCACUCCGUGCCUGUGGUGCACCAUGCCGCGCCUCUGGCCUACACCCUCCAUCAUUAG
Messenger RNA from Drosophila subobscura, 881 nucleotides. Its product is annotated as retinin-like. Lineage: Eukaryota; Metazoa; Arthropoda; Insecta; Diptera; Drosophilidae. The coding region runs from base 504 to 881 and encodes 125 amino acids. The record is from RefSeq and is a predicted model, not a curated record. The transcript is spliced from 2 exons.